This is a messenger RNA of Malania oleifera, 2133 nucleotides long. RefSeq lists its product as uncharacterized. Gene Ontology annotation, molecular function: mRNA binding. The record is from RefSeq and is a predicted model, not a curated record. NCBI's taxonomy places the organism in Eukaryota, Viridiplantae, Streptophyta, Magnoliopsida, Santalales, Ximeniaceae. Gene Ontology annotation, cellular component: cytoplasm. The transcript is spliced from 6 exons. The coding region runs from base 165 to 1832 and encodes 555 amino acids.
GACACGGUGUGUUCUAUACUCACUAAUUUACCCACUUCCGCGGCAAAGAAUAUUUUCCCUUGGACAAGCUCGUUAGUUCCAAUAUCCGAUAGUGAACUCCGGCUUCCAACCACGAGAAUGUAAACUUCCCAGUAGGGACUCCCUUAAAUACAAUAGAGUAAUCGAUGAGUUCGCGCCAAGAGCAGAGGAUCUACCGUUAUACGAUGCAUAAGCUUGCCCGAACAACUCAUGGUAUUCUCCUUCCCAACUUCAAGAACCAACUCAGAAGCCUUAAAAUUUUCACGCUCGCUGCGCAUCUCCACAACACCGCCAAAACCCAACUUCAAGAACCAACUCAUGAUUUCCUCUGGAACGAAUCUGAAGAGCUCCAAUCAUCAAAUUCCUUAGAACAAGAAACCCGGUUCGCGAGAAGAACUGAGCAGUCCUCCGAUUGGAGCUACUCGACGUUGUCCGCAGGAAAAGUAUCUACUGUUCAGGUUUCGCAUCCGUGGCCAGAAUGGGUGCAGCUGAUGGAACUUUUGUUAAACAAAGGGUAUUUUGAAUGGGGUGAAAGCCCACUCCAAGAUACCGAAUUGGGUGUAAAACACUCCAAUGUAAUUCGGACCGCAUGCCUUAAUUUUGCAAGGGACCGGUUUGAUCUCAUAAGGUUCAUUUCAAGAAAAGAUAUCAGCGUGGUUGUGGAAUCUGGAUGCCCAAGCAUAGACAGGAAAGUAGUCAACUCUGCAAAGCGUCUAAGAGGAUAUCUGGGCAUUGAUGAAAGAAAUGUUUGCAGCUCCUGCAUGCUGAGGGGAAACUGUGACAGAGCAUAUGUAAAGGCACAUGAGGCUGAAGGUGCACGGACAGUGGAUGCUAUGCGGAUCUUAUUGACUUAUGGGCUUGAUUAUUUUACUGGCUCAGUGGAGAACAAGCCAUCACAAAGUACAAGGAUUAAAGAUUCAGUGAGAAGGCUGCUGAAAGAAAUGCUGGUGCUGAGCACAAAAGAACCUGCAGAUUCCCCACUUGCCACAUCCUCUAAAAGGCUUUUGUCUCUUGGAGAAAAUUUAACGACACUGGGUCAAAUUAAUGUCCCAAUGAAGCAAGGGGACUGGCAUUGCCCAAAGUGCAACUUCAUAAAUUUUGCCAGAAAUAUCAAGUGCUUGCGCUGUGAUGAAUUGUGUCAGGAUAAAGUGCAGAAACUAGGGGAGGAUCUGGAACAUCUUCCAUUGAAGAAGGGAGACUGGAUAUGUGACAAAUGCCAUUUCUUGAACUUUGCCAAGAAUACAAGAUGUAUGCAAUGUAAAGAGAAGCCAUCGAAGCGGCAACUUAAUCCAGGGGAGUGGGAGUGUGACUCGUGCAACUACAUAAACUUCAGAAAAAACAUGGUAUGCCUGAAAUGUGACUAUAGAAGGCCCAAAAGCUCAAAACAUUCAGACAACUCUACUCAACCCCACAAUGCCAAUGGAGGCUUUGUGAGAGACGAAGCCUAUGACAAGCCUUUGGACAGACGAGAUGGAACAAGUCGAAGCAAAGACGGAGAUUUCUGGAGAUUUGUGGAGAAUGAAAGUGAAGAUCAUCAUGGAUCACAUCCAAACCACGAGAUUUUAGGAUUUGUGGAUUUCCCUAUCACUGGUGGUAAAAGUGAAUUGUCUCGGAGUGUAGAAAAGAGGGAAAGGUGGAAGAUCGAGAUGGCAGCAAGGAGCAGACAUUCUUCCAAAACAACUGAAAAUGUUGAUAAGCCUGUCAACUUGCAGAGAAGGUUAGACUUCCUGAAAUCUACUGAUGAUGACGAGAUGGCUGAGUGGUUUGGUGCAGGGAAGGCAGAUGGAAACAAGAAAACUGAGACCUCUGUCUGAGAAAAUUGAUUGAGGACCAGCAAUAAUGUUGUCACCAACAAAUGCAUCUUGACGAUGGCCUGUUACAACUUAAGAAUCAUGCUUUGGUUGUCCACUCAUUUUUAACAUUUUGUGCGAGGGAGAACGAAGGCCUGGAAACAGAUGCUCGUGCCUGUAACAUGGAAAAUUCAAGUGACAGAUAAUAGAUGAAUGUAAUAUUUCCAGGAGCACAAGGAUGCUAAAUUAAUUAGCUGAUGUGUAGCAUAUGUAACAUCCAUCAGCCAUGCUGACAUUAAUUUUUCUUUUUCUUUGUCUUAUUUUU